Molecule: messenger RNA, 668 nt
Organism: Manduca sexta (tobacco hornworm)
Lineage: Eukaryota; Metazoa; Arthropoda; Insecta; Lepidoptera; Sphingidae
Gene: GPB5
Product: thyrostimulin beta-5 subunit
Exons: 4
Coding region: 195-662 (155 amino acids)
Biological process (GO): G protein-coupled receptor signaling pathway
Cellular component (GO): extracellular region; cytoplasm
Molecular function (GO): hormone activity
Source: RefSeq, a predicted model, not a curated record
AGUAGGACAACUUUUUCUAUUUUUAUCCAGCGUUUAUAGCACUGUCGCGAAGCUAAUGGUUCGUAUACAACAAUGCGAUGUUAAGUGAACUGUAAGAUAUUAUGUCUUGACGUAUUCUUCGUGCCUUUAUAAACAUUUUCUUCAGCGGAAAUUCGUCAGACACACCAAGAUCAAGCAACCUUUAAGUCGAUAAAAUGACAAACAACAAGUGCGGGCUUAGUGUAACUACAGUAGCUGUAGUAUUUUGUUGUUGGGCAUUAUUAUGUACCAGUGCAUCAUUAAGCGCAAGAUGCAAGCUCAAACGGCACACGCACAAAGCUAUGCAGACAGACUUUAAUGGGCGAAGAUGUUGGGACGAUGUUAAAAUAGUAUCUUGCUGGGGAUAUUGCUUAUCUUACGAGAUAUCAGACUGGCAGUUCCCUUACAAACAGUCGCACCACCCAGUUUGUGUUCACGGUGAGCGACGACAUGCAUCAGUCAAACUUCGUAACUGUGAUCCCGGAGUCGAACCCGGAACUGAAGUUUACCAUUAUGUCGAGGCCGCUAACUGCAAAUGCCAGGUAUGUUCAUCGGAAGAUACCAGUUGUGAGUGGCUGCCUCCUGAUUCGUCGGUUCUUGGAGGAAUUAUUCUUCGAGAAGAAAUAGAGGAAGAAUUGGAUUAAUUUAAA